Lathyrus oleraceus (garden pea) is the source of this 843-nucleotide messenger RNA. Its product is annotated as auxin-binding protein ABP19a. Gene Ontology annotation, molecular function: manganese ion binding. The record is from RefSeq and is a predicted model, not a curated record. Lineage: Eukaryota; Viridiplantae; Streptophyta; Magnoliopsida; Fabales; Fabaceae. Bases 83 to 718 code for a protein of 211 amino acids. The transcript has a single exon.
AUUCAUGAUUACCUAAUGACUAAUAUAUAAAUAGCAAGAGGGUGGUAUCCGAUGUUUCCAUAACGAAAAUCUAGUUUGAAAGAUGAAGAUGAAAGUUAUUAUUCUUUUCUGUGUUGCUCUCUUUCAAGUCUGUUGUUCUGCAAAUUAUAAUCCUGAUUUCUGUGUAGCAAAUCUAUCCACUCCAUACACUCCUUCAGGCUACCAAUGCAAAGAAAACGUAACAGUCGACGAUUUCGUAUUCUCUAACUUUGCAUCCGGAAAAACAAUAAAGCCUUUCAAUAUUACAUUAACCGUUGCGUCCGUCAAUAAUUUCCCAGGUCUCAAUGGGCUUGAUAUCUCUGCGGCAAGAGUGGAGGUCGGUGUAAAUGGAAGUAUUGCAAUGCACACUCAUCCAGAUGCUUCUGAGUUACUAAUCAUGGUUAAAGGCCAGUUAACAGCUGGAUUUGUGACACCUGAUCAUGCUUAUGUCAAAGAUAUUAAGCCGGGUGAUGUUAUCGCUUUUCCAAAAGGACAGGUGCAUUUUGCAGUUAACUCAGGAAGUGAAGAAGCUGUUGCUUUUGCUGCUUAUAGUAAUUCAAACCCUAGCUUUCAGUUUCUUGAUCAUCUACUCUUUGCAAACGACUUACCAACUUCUACAAUUGCACAGUCAACUUUUCUUGAUAUUUCAGAAAUUAAGAAGCUUAAGACUUUGUUUCGUGGCAGUCGCUACGAAUAUUAAUAUCCACCUCUAGGUUUCUUAUCAAUAAAAUUACUAGCCUACUGUCUUUCCUUUUUACUUAUUAUGUUUUAUGUCAACUUUCAUCUUAAUAAUACAAGAGGAUAUGUAGUCCACUUCUUAUCUCA